AUGGAGUUGAAUAAUUUGGCAACGAAAGAAACAAGCUACUGGAUGAUCGCACUACCUGCCAUUUUUGGAUCCCAAAACCUAAACGAUGCUUCUAUCCUUGGCUAUCUCUUCCUCGCCGUCGUUAGUAUCUCUUUACUCACGUGGGCUCUCGCCGGAGGCGGAGGCAUCGCAUGGAAAAACGGCCGUAACCGGUUGGGACGUGUAGCGAUCCCGGGUCCUCGCGGCAUACCAAUAUUCGGCAGUCUUUUCAUUCUCAGCCGCGGUUUGGCUCAUCGUUCGCUAGCCGCUAUGGCUUGGAGACGCAAAAACACUGAGAUUAUGGCUUUUAGCCUCGGCUCAACGCCGGUUAUCGUGGCUUCUGAGCCGAACACGGCUCGCGAGAUUCUGAAGUCGCCUCACUUCGCGGACCGGCCGGUUAAGCAGUCGGCUAAGAGCCUCAUGUUCAGCCGAGCCAUAGGUUUCGCACCGAACGGAGCUUACUGGCGCACGUUAAGAAGGAUCGCGUCUACUCAUCUAUUCCAUCCACGGCGUAUGUUAGCACACGAACCUGGACGCCAGCUAGACUGCGCCAAAAUGGUGAGAGCGGUGUUAGCGGAGCAAAACGGCGUUGGAUCCGUCGUUUUGAGGAAACACUUGCAAUUAGCGGCCUUGAACAAUAUCAUGGGAAGCGUGUUUGGGAGAAGAUACGAUCCUCUGGCUCAGAAAGAGGAUCAUGAUGAGCUUACAUCAAUGGUUAGGGAAGGUUUCGAGCUAUUGGGUGCUUUUAAUUGGUCUGAUCAUCUUCCAUGGCUCAGCUAUUUCUACGAUCCGAUUCGGUUAAACCAACGUUGCUCAGCUCUCGUUCCUCGAAUCAGAACCCUCGUCAAGAGAAUUAUCGACGAACACAGAGUCGAUAACUCUGAGAAGAGAAAAGACAUUGGAGAUUUCGUUGAUGUCUUGUUGUCUUUAGAUGGUGAUGAGAAGCUUCAAGAGGAUGACAUGAUCGCCGUUUUAUGGGAGAUGAUUUUUAGAGGGACAGAUACAACGGCGUUACUAACGGAGUGGACCAUGGCGGAGCUAGUACUGAACCCUAACGUGCAAGCCAAGCUGAGGGACGAGAUUAAAACGGCCGUGAGCGACCGAGCCGACGUGGCAGAUGCUGACUGGGCAAAACUCCCGUACUUGAACGCAGUGGUGAAGGAAACUCUGAGGGUGCAUCCACCUGGACCACUGCUAUCGUGGGCCCGUCUUUCCACGUCUGAUGUUCAGCUAAGCAACGGCAUGGUGGUUCCAUCCGGAACAACAGCGAUGGUCAACAUGUGGGCUAUUACUCACGACCCGACGAUAUGGUCUAACCCGUUAAAGUAUGACCCGGAGAGGUUCACGUCGUCUGGGAAUGUUGACGUGGACGUUCGUGGUGGAGAUUUAAGGCUUGCGCCGUUUGGAGCCGGGAGGAGAGUGUGUCCGGGGAAAAACAUGGGUUUAGCUACCGUGACCCGUUGGGUGGCUGAGCUGGUGCGGCGGUUCGAGUGGAGUCAGGAUCAGACUGAGCCGGUUGAUCUUGGAGAGGUCUUGAAGCUUUCUUGUGAGAUGGAGCAUCCGUUACGUGCCGUUGUAUCGGAAGCAAUUUAA
Molecule: messenger RNA, 1611 nt
Organism: Microthlaspi erraticum
Lineage: Eukaryota; Viridiplantae; Streptophyta; Magnoliopsida; Brassicales; Brassicaceae
Source: the annotation of a GenBank genome assembly